UUCAGGAGUUUGAUGAGCAUUUGGUCUCAAAUGAACCUAUUCCGCUAUUCACCGGGUCUUUUAAACAACACAUGUAUUCAUGUUAAUGAUAUUCCUCAUGGUGUUGAUUUUCAGGGUUACAAAAUGGUGGUAGCUUGGGUAUGCUACAACGGCAACAAUGAACCAAUAGUCAAAGGAGCAAAGAUUGUUGAAUGUCUACAUGUGUACAGACUCUCAGGUUUUGAUUGAUGUGUUAUGUAAAAGCGUUCAUCCUUUUUGGUCAUUCACAAUUUUAGUUGCCGAUAUUUGGUUUCAUAGUCUUCCUAGUUGUAAGUUCAUCCAUGGAGAAUGAAGCGAUCACUGCUGCUGAACUCGCCGAAGAAGAUCGCAGCGACGUUGAAGAUGAAAUUAGCUCCGACGUCGCAAAUCUGAGUAGCUACGUUCAACUUCUGGACUACAAAAUGAGCGAAUUGAUGCGUGAAGAGAGAAGCGAAGAGGAAAUGCAGGAAUUAAAGGCCGCAAUCGAAGCAUUCAACGGAGAUCAAGAUGAAUUGAAGAAGCAGUUGUCUGAAAUACAGAUCAAAUUCGGUGAUAAACGAGGAAUCGAACAGGAGAUGCAUGGAUUGAUUAGCGAAAACAAAAUCGAAGACUCCAGUGAUGGAGUGGACCUUCAUUGUGAGACAUCUAUGAAAACUGAAGGACCGGUACGAAAAUUGCGUCGAUUGCUGAGUAAUUUUGGGGAAAGCGGUGACGAUUUGAAGAAUAAUAUUGAAAAUUAUCUGAUUAUGAAGAAGUUGAAAGAGAUGAAGAGAGAGUCUGAUCGAUCAGUUGAUAGUGACGGUACUGAAGAUGAAAUUGCUAGAAUCGUUGAAGGAAUCACACAAAAGGUGUUUGAAUUGAUAAGUAAUACUGGGAAUAAAUUGAAGAAAAAGUUGGACGAAAUACAGAAAGAGUCUGAUCGAUCCGAUGAUGACAGUGCUGAGCGCGAAGUUUGUGCAAUUGUUGAAGGACUGAUAGAACAGUCGUGUGAUUUGACACAACAGUUGUGCGAUUAUGGAAAUGAUCUGAAGAAGAAGUUGGAAGCGAUGCGGAAUGAGCUCAAUCAACCUGUUUACUGCACUGAACAUGAAGUUUAUCGUCCCACUGUUGAAGAACUGACAAAAAAGUUGUGUGACAUAGGAACUGAUCUGAAGGAGGAGUCGAAACAGUCACAGAAAGAGUCUGAUCUGUAUGAUGAUCAAGCUGAAAGUGAAACUUUCAGAAAUGCUGAAAAACUGGAACGAACGAUAUCGAAAACUGAAGGAUACAAGAACAAAAAAACAGAUGAUGAGCACAGGAGGUUGAGCAAAGAAUCGGUAAUGGCUGAAAUCGGAGGAUUCAAGAGUGAGUCUGCUGAAUUUGAGAAAAAAUCUGAUAAUAGCAUUGAUUUAGAAGUUUAUACUAAUAUAGAAGGACUUGAGGACGAGAUGUAUGCAUUGAUGCGUCAUCAAGCUGAUAAAAGUACAGAGAAAUCGGUCAAAGAACAAUAUGAUCUGAGCAAACAGAUGUUGAAAAGGCUAAUGAAAAACACUACUGACUCCGAUGAAGAAUCUGAGACAGAAAUUUCUAGCCUGCAAGCUAAUCUUGUGGUGUUGAUGUUGGAGAAAGAAAAGGCACAGGCAAAAUUUCAACAGUUGAAAUCAGAAACUGAGCUUCUGAAGCAGAGCAACUGUGAGAAGGAAAUGGAGAUAGUUGAUCUUGUGAAGAGCAAGGUGGCUGCUAUACUGGAACCAACAACUGAUGAUGAAGUGAGAGACAGAAUUGACUCAUUGUUCCAAAGCCAAAUUGAUCAGCUCAUGAAGCAAACCAAAGCAAAAAUGGUUCAAGCAGAAUCAGAAGAGAUGGAAUUAGUAACGGAUCAAAUGCACAAUGAAUUGGCGGAUUCAACAAUCACAUCUGAUAAGGCUUUGGAUGCAGAGAAGGGAUUGAAGCUGAAAUGCUCAGCAAUUGCAGUAGUCAUCACUGGAGCUGUGGCUGCUUUGGCUGCUUUUUUUUGCCUCGGAAAUGCAAAGGUACAGAGGAGAAGCAAGGACUGAACUGGUUAGUGUUCCUUACUUGGAAAUCAAGUUUCUGUUAUCUUUUAGUUGUGCUUUGGCUUUACUGUUCUAGUUUUCCUUGUUGAUCAUCCAACUGAUAGAUCUUUAGCACCUAUUCGGAAGGUAUAUAGAAUAACACAGAUGAAUAUAGAAAGUAUAUUCAUCCUUGUUCUGAUCAUAAUAAAUGACAGACUUCUAGCUAUUGAUUUGAGGAUUCCUUCUAGCUCAA
Messenger RNA from Camellia sinensis, 2283 nucleotides. RefSeq lists its product as uncharacterized. NCBI's taxonomy places the organism in Eukaryota, Viridiplantae, Streptophyta, Magnoliopsida, Ericales, Theaceae. The record is from RefSeq and is a predicted model, not a curated record.